Messenger RNA from Talaromyces marneffei, 711 nucleotides. RefSeq lists its product as uncharacterized. Gene Ontology annotation, molecular function: glyoxalase III activity. The record is from RefSeq and is a predicted model, not a curated record. The coding region runs from base 1 to 711 and encodes 236 amino acids. The transcript has 3 exons. Lineage: Eukaryota; Fungi; Ascomycota; Eurotiomycetes; Eurotiales; Trichocomaceae.
AUGGCUCCCAAAGUCCUCGUCGUCCUCACCUCUCAGAACGCCAUCCCCGCCAUCAACCAUCCAACAGGAUGGUACCUCCCUGAAUUCGCUCACCCCUGGAAAGUUCUGCACGAAGCCGGCGUUGACCUAACAAUCGCUUCCCCCAAGGGCGGCGAAGCACCCCUUGACCCCUCCUCCGUCGAAUUGUUCAAGUCCGACGAGAUCGCAGUCUCCUUCCACAAGAACCAGGAAUCGCUAUGGAAGAAUACCGUGCGAUUAGCAGAUAUUGUGCCGAGGGCGCAUGAGUUUGAUGCUAUUUUUUAUGUUGGUGGGCAUGGACCAAUGUUCGACCUGGUCUCAGACCCUAUAUCCCUCUCCCUGAUCCAGACCUUUGCAUCGGCCAAAAAACCCGUUUCGGCGGUCUGUCACGGUCCCAUCGUACUCGUCAACGCAACCACUCCUUCCGGCGAACCCCUCCUACGCGACGCAAAAGUAACAGGGUUCUCAAACACGGAGGAAGAUCUGGCUCAAAUGACUUCUGCGAUGCCCUUCCUAUUGGAAGAUCGCCUUAGAGCUAUCCCCGGUGCAACCUAUGUAAAAGCCAAUGAGCCAUGGGGCGUGAAGGUUGUUGUUGAUAAGACGUAUCAGCUUGGGGGAGUGUUGAUUACGGGGCAGAAUCCGGCUAGUGCUACUGGGGUUGGGAUGGAGUUAGUCAAGGCUUUGGGGUUGUAG